UGAUUAGAGUUUAGGGUUUAGUAUUUAAAAGGCGAGGUGGUAUAGUUAGGUCAUCAUUAACUUCUUUCCAUGCAAUUAUAUACAUUUUAUAAUUUUACCAGUAUGUAUUGUGUUAUUUAUUUUGUUCUAUUCUAUUUGGGUUUAAAGAUUAUAUUUGGGUUUAGGGUUUAGGGUUUAGGAUUUAUGGUUUAUGAUUUAGGGUUUAAUCAAUACAACUUGUCUGUGUGAGAUCUUUUAUGCAUAAUCUAUUUGAAAUAGAAUAUAAAAAAUUAUAUGUUCGAACUAUUCUAUUUGAGAUAGAAUCGAUUAACAAACUAUUCUACUUGAGAUGAAAUUGCAUGAUCUGUAACAAAUGCGCUAUCGUUCUGCAUCAUCGUAAUGUUUGAAAUAUAAAAAGUUCAUUUCUAUAUAAAAUACAAUGGAUUACUCUGUUAUAACCAUGUUUCCAGAUAUUAUCAUUUGAAAAGCAUCGAAUACUUACAACACAUAUAUCUUGGCCUGUAAUACGUGAAUUAUGCUAUUUAUCUAUAUGGAAUAGCAAUUUUAAUAACAUCAAAUAUCCAUUACAUUUACAUAUGUUUUGUUACACAUACAAAUAUUAUUACCUAAUGUCGAUGCAUACUCUUUCAUCAUAUGUAUGAAAUAUUUCUGAUGUACGCUUUCAGUACAGUUCUGUGAUUGUUAAUAAGCCACAAAAAAAUAACCACGUCAUUUACUUUAGACAAUGCAACUGGAAACUUAAUGCUGGUAAGGGUAUAACCGGUUAGAUUGAGUGCAAAAAACCUAACAUUUAAUUAUGUCAAAAUCAUGACUACUUCCUUAAUUUGACACUCAUAUAUGGCUAUCUCACUAAUAAGCCCUUAACUAAUCUAAAUCUAGGGUUUAGAGUUAUAGGAUUUGAUUUUUAAGAGAGAGUUUCAAAAUAAAAUAAAAUAAAACUAUUUUGCUAUUUUUAUAACAAAAACUUUAAAAUAUAUAUUUAAAAGAAUUUUUCUUUUUCUUAUAAGUUGUUGUUUUUUCAAACAACUUGGUUUACUGCUCUAAUCCUUUUACAAUUCUUGGUGUUACACAGCAACGACAUUAUCAGUCACAAUGUCUACCUACUACUAGAGACAAAAUCGAUUAUAAACAAAUCAGAAAUUUAUUAUAGUUUCGAUGUAACAGUUGGUACCUGCUAAUAUGGAUCUGGAAAAUACACUAAUAGGUAUAUAUUAAAAACAUAAAUUGUCGUAAAUCUAAUAGAAAAGUGUGUUGAGGAAAGGACGUAGAGGUUCGAAAUACUGACGUGCACACACACACGUGAGAGGCAAAAACUGUAUUUUAGCCGCAUGAAUCUCGUCUCCUGUUUUAUUACAAGGUCAACUUCUGGUCUCUCUCUCACUUCUAAAUCUUACUUAAUUAGUAGAUUCUGAUUUCAAAUCUAAGCCAAUUAAUAAUUAAAUAAACGUAACUUCAAAUUCAAAUAUUAAUUAUAAAAAAAUUUAAAAGCCUCGGUUUUAUGAUCACACACCUCACAUAGAAGCUUCUUCGGACUUCACAGUCUUCACUAUAUAUCUUUUGACUGUUUUCUCAAUCUUACCACUGAAAACAAACACAAGAAGCUCAAAAUCGAAUGGCGUCGAUCACCUGUUCCUCUGACCAACGUCUUUCCACAAGCAAGAGACGUUUAAAGCCGUUGAUGUUAAGAGAUUACUUACUCGAUGACCUCAGCUCUUGUUCAUCCAACGGCUUCAAAUCGUUCCCUCGUCGUCAACCUCCUUCAUCAUCAUCCACCGUUCGUCGUCUCCUCGACGCUGAGAUCAAACGGUCAGGAUUGAGCCAUCAUCAUCACCACAAGCCACGUCUCACUAGACGAAGCCGUACGAGUUGCGGAACGGCCAUAAGUCACGCCGUUCAUAAAGCUUCGACGGCGUUUCUCAACGCCGUGAAACUUAUACCAUUCCAUGCAACCGUUACGUCACGGAAAGGAGAUCAGAAACAACAAGGCGUUUUCUCUAGAAGUUUCUCUAAACGGCUCUUGAGCAAACGCUUCUGGAGAAAACCGGUAAGUCAAUCUCGCCGUGAAGUAACGGUCGAACUCGGAGACGGAGAGAUUCAAUGGUGGAUAUCCGCCGCGUUUUUCCCUGACGAAGAGAAUUUAGAUCAACCGCCCGAUCUGGUUUCUCAAAUCUCCGCCGUCGCCGACGAGGCAGCAACACUCUCGGCCUCCGAAGCUGCGGCGGUCAUCACCACCGAGAAACUUAUCUCCGGUUGUGACUCGUCGAGUUCCGGUAGCGUGUUUUUCACGAACUCGUCGUCGUCGGAGGCUGUACAGUCUUCUUCUUCAUCGGUCUCAUCAACGACGACGAGCGGUGAAGCUGAAGAAGUGUCGACCAGAAACGACGCCGUGGUUGAGAGCGAAGAGAGUUUAAACGCACGUGACUGUGACGGAUCAUCUGUCAACGGCAACAGCAUGUGUAACAGAGAGGAAAGUGUGAAUGAAGAAAAGGAACAACUUAGUCCAGUAUCAAUCCUGGAGUGUCCUUUUCAAGACGAUGAUGAUGACGAUGAUGAUGAAGAGGAUGCAAUCACUGAUCAUAUUUCCCAUCAAAAAGAUACAUACAAGAAAACUGCAAGAAAAAGCAGGAGGUUUAAUGGUUCUGUACGUCUUGAGCCACUAAACCUGGAGAAAUUCAUAGAGAAGCAAGUAGAGAGUAAAGAAGAUGAGUACUCAUAUCACACACAAGAAACAGAAGAGGACGGAUCAGAAAGCCGAGCAAACCGCUUGUUUGCUCUGGUGAAGUUAACAAUCGGUGAAACAAACAACAUACUACUGGCUUCUAACAUAGCGGAUAAUCUAUUAUUAGAUUAUUUUCAAGAAGAUUAUAUUGGGCCAAAAGAAGAGGCGUUAAUGGUGAAAAAAGUAGAAGAUUGGGUGAUGGAUAGACAAGAUGAGAUGUUUCUGAGCUGGGAAGUUAGAGAGAUGAGACAAGUUUAUGUGAAGGAAAUGAAAUGGGGUUGCAUUAAUGAGGACGAGAGCGAGUGUGUGGUUGAAGAUUUGGCUAAUGGACUCUUCACUUUAUUGGUGGAUGAAUUUAUCAGCGACUUAGCUUCGUGAUAAAUAGUUUUUUAUAUGGGGGGGGGGGGAGAGAAGUUAAGAUUUUGACAUUUUGUUGAAGAUUAGAAUUCAUAAUGUAUUAGAAAUAUGUUAUCUCGGAAUAAAACUAUAUGUUGUUUGAUAUAAGGGGAAUGCUUAUAUAUUUGUUUUUCAAACUUAAGAGUCUAGAGUGAGAGUUAGAGU
This is a messenger RNA of Brassica napus (rape), 3280 nucleotides long. RefSeq lists its product as uncharacterized. The record is from RefSeq and is a predicted model, not a curated record. The coding region runs from base 1613 to 3097 and encodes 494 amino acids. NCBI's taxonomy places the organism in Eukaryota, Viridiplantae, Streptophyta, Magnoliopsida, Brassicales, Brassicaceae. The transcript has 3 exons.